AUGGAGAUGGUGAAGGCGGCUAGCUCGCUCAUGCCCAAAAAGUUUCGGAGCGUCCGAGAAAAGAGCGGGCAUCGCCGCCAAAGGUCGUCCGAAUCUGGGGGCAAGGUCCGCCCACUCACGACCGACUCAUGGCUUUCAAUCUUUAAGUCCGACUCUACAAAGCAGGCGCAGAGGGAAAAGGAGGAGGUGGAAAAGGAAACAGCAAAGGUCGAUAUCAUCGUCAAGCGCUUAGAUGAGCUCAACUACCACACCGUUUCCAAGGAUAUUAUCCGUAUCGCGCUGCGCUCUACCUUUGCUAGCGGCAACGUUGAGAAGGCAGUGGAGCUGCUGCAACUUCAACAGCAAGCCUUUUCAGGGAUAAUACAACCAUACGACCCAAAUGUUGAAAUGCUUGGUGCUGAGAAUAGGGGAAACGUUACAUGCUACUUAGAUUCCUUACUCUUCGCCAUGUUUGCGCAUCUCUCGGCGUUUGAGUCCAUGCUGAAAAACGACUUGGAAGGCGAGCCCCAGAGGAAAUUAGCUGCCCUGAUUAGGUUAUGGGUCAACAUGCUCAGGAGCGGAAAGUUGAUACACGCUGAUAUGACGGAACACAUACAACUAGCUCUUGCCGAGUGUGGUUGGAAAGAUGCCGCCCUUCUCGAACAGCAAGAUACCUCGGAGGCCUUUGCCUUUAUUGCCGACGCAUUAUCAUUACCACUUCUCGCUCUCCAGAUGGACCUUUUUCACCAAGGAAAAGGAGAUGUGGACGAUCAUAAAGUAGUCCACGAGAGAUUUCUUAAUCUCCCAGUGCCACCAGACACGGACGGAAAAGGCAUAAAGCUCGAGGAUUGUAUGGAGGCAUAUUUCAACAACAGGGUGGACGUACUUCGCGACAGCUUGGAGGAGAAAAAGUCCAUCGAUCGACCGCCUUUGACCUCACAGACUACGAUUCGAAUGGUCCCUGAGGAUGACGAUGAGACCCCACGUGCGGAAGAUGAGAACGUACAGUUGCAACGAAGAUGGACGACACAUGGGGCGCUUAUGCAGUCGCCGACCGGCACGUCCAGCCCAGACUUCGUGCCAUCAAGUUCCCGGACUCGGUCAACCAGUAUCAUACAGCGCUUCGUGGUGAACGAAAAGAAUUCAGAAACUUCGUCAGCGGAUGCAGAAACGAAAAGCCUACUCCAGCGAGCCAAACGUACCGGGUCAACGGUAGUGAAGGCUGUCACGAUCCCGGCCUGGCAAUUUUAUCGGUUGAUACCGUGGAAUGCCACAUCCAACAACGCACCGAGCAACGACGUAGAGCUUGCCCGACAUUUCAAUAAGCGGCCCGUCGUUGCUAUCUGCUUGAAGCGAUACACUAUGACGGAAACCGGUGUUCCAGUCCGACAAAACACGUUCAUCGACAUUCCAGAUAGCCUCCGUCUCCCGCAUUUCAUGGUCGUUGACCGGGCCGAGGAUGACGACCAAGACCCGAAUGGCCUAAGUCAGGGGUACAAGUUGGUCCUGCAGUCGGUCAUCUGCCACCGGGGAGAUUCAAUUCAUAGCGGGCACUAUGUAGCCUACGCUCGGGUCGCACCGAAGCUCCUUACGGAUAACCGCAAGCACGACUUUGAUCCGCCUCCCGAUUAUGAAGAGGCCCAGUGGGUGCGGUUUGACGACCUUGCCGUCGAAAAACGUGUUGAUACUGUGGACGAUAUCCAAGAGUGUCUACGGCGCCAGGAGGAAAUGCCGUACGUGCUAAUCUACCAGAUCGUCCCGAUGGUGGACGUAACGGCUACAUCAACGGACGGAUCCGUAGCUGAACCCCCAGGCUAUGUUGAAUCGACGACCACCGUUCCCGGGACGCCCAGCGUCGAAGCUGUAUCUGAUGCCGGUCAGCUCUCUAAAUCAACAAGCGGUUAUUUCGAGUCUGGCACGACGCUCGCCAGCAGUACGCCUCAAAUCCGUCUCAGCUCUGAGGUUGAGAUCCUACCACGGCUGAGUAUUGAAGAAGCCGCGCCUUCUCUCGCUGUUCAAACAAAUCUUUCUCGACGCGGUAGUAUCACGUUCUCCGAGCCUGCCCUCCCUGGCCAUGGUGCCUCACAUCCCGAUGCCAUAUCUCCUGUCGUCACCCCUCAGGAAGAGACUACAGGGGCCCGGCUCUCGCGGGCAGCAGCUAUGUUCAAGGCAGGAGCUAGCAGGUCCCGACCAACCAGCCAGGCUGGCGAGGGCCGUCUGAGCCUCAAUAUAUCGCGGUUUGGUUUCGGCCGACAGGGCAAGGAAAGCAACUCUAACGGCGCCAAUAGCGAGGCGUCGGCGAGCGAGCACGGUGGUGGAUCCGUUACAGAUGCUGACGAGGCAACGGCUGAUGGAAAGGAUCAUCUGGCUGCCGGGAUUCCCCCCAAAAAGGAAAAAGAGAGAAACAAGUCCAAGACCCGGGAUGAGAAGAAGGACAAAGGCAAGGGGAAAACUAAGGAGACUGGAAAGGCAAAAGGAGGGGUGCCAGACCGCGAAUGUGUCGUCAUGUGA
This is a messenger RNA of Dichotomopilus funicola, 2490 nucleotides long. RefSeq names its product ubiquitin carboxyl-terminal hydrolase-domain-containing protein. Gene Ontology annotation, molecular function: cysteine-type deubiquitinase activity. The record is from RefSeq and is a predicted model, not a curated record. Gene Ontology annotation, biological process: protein deubiquitination. Gene Ontology annotation, cellular component: nucleus; cytosol. Bases 1 to 2490 code for a protein of 829 amino acids. Lineage: Eukaryota; Fungi; Ascomycota; Sordariomycetes; Sordariales; Chaetomiaceae. The transcript has 5 exons.